Messenger RNA from Erigeron canadensis, 2348 nucleotides. RefSeq names its product probable protein S-acyltransferase 22. The record is from RefSeq and is a predicted model, not a curated record. NCBI's taxonomy places the organism in Eukaryota, Viridiplantae, Streptophyta, Magnoliopsida, Asterales, Asteraceae. Gene Ontology annotation, cellular component: endoplasmic reticulum; Golgi apparatus. Gene Ontology annotation, biological process: protein targeting to membrane; peptidyl-L-cysteine S-palmitoylation. The coding region runs from base 279 to 2102 and encodes 607 amino acids. The transcript has 9 exons. Gene Ontology annotation, molecular function: protein-cysteine S-palmitoyltransferase activity.
GUCCUUGAAUUUCUUCCUCCUUCCCCCAACUACACACACACAACACACACCCUUUCUCUCUCACACUAGCUAGGCUAGCUAGCAUUGUGUUAAAACCCAGACCAAGAUUUGUAGUAGCCGAAUUACUACAUAUCAUCUUUCUAAUAAUAACCAUCCUCCCUCAUGUCAAAAAGAUUCAAGAUUUCUUUUGAGUACUAAAUGAUGAAAAAGAAAUGAGAAGAAGCAAAUCUUAGCCAAACAGCCCAACAAGAUUUUCUUUGUUAGAAAAUUAUUACAAGAUGAGAAAACAUGGCUGGCAACUUCCUUACCAUCCUCUUCAGGUGGUGGCAGUUUCUGUGUUUUUGGCUUUGGGAUUUGCUUUUUAUGUGUUCUUUGCACCUUUUGUUGGGAAAAAGAUGCAUCAAUAUAUUGUGAUGGGAAUCUACACUCCUAUUAUUAUUUGUGCAUUCGGCCUGUAUAUUUGGUGUGCUGCUGCUGAUCCAGCAGAUGCAGGAGUUUUCAAGUCUAGAAAGUAUGGUAAAACCACAUGCAACAAAAGAGAUGUUAAAAAGGAAGGAUCCAAACUUGGUGGCGAAUCAAUGUCAUCAAGACAAGAUCCAACUGCUGCGAAUCUUAUAGCGAAAUCUCCAAGUCAUGAAAGAAUGAGCGCAGAUUCAAAAACUGAAACAAACUCAACAUCACCAUCUUGUAUUAUGGCUAUUUUGGCUCUCGUUCCUUGUGCUCUCAUAUGCCAUUGCUCCAGUCCAGAUGAAGGGUCUUCAGAGCUCCAAACAAGUGAGGAUGGCAUGUUCUACUGCAAUCUAUGUGAAGUUGAGGUUUACAAGUAUAGCAAGCACUGCAGAGUCUGUGACAAAUGUGUUGAUCGAUUUGAUCAUCACUGCAGGUGGCUGAAUAAUUGUAUUGGCAAAAGGAACUAUAAAAAGUUCUUCGCCCUUAUGGUCUCUGCUCUUCUCCUGCUUAUACAUCAAUGGUCGACUGGGAUUGUUGUAUUGAUACGCUUAAUUGCCGAGCACAAACAAUUCACAGCUGAUAUAUCUUCCAAGUUAGGAAGCAGUUUCACAUUAGCACCUUACGUCACAGUUGUGGUAGUCUGCACGAUUUUGGCCAUGGUUGCAACUCUGCCACUAGUUCAGCUCUUCUUUUUCCACAUUCUUCUCAUAAAGAAAGGAAUUAGCACAUAUGAUUAUAUCAUAGCAUUAAGGGAGCAGGAGCAUCAAGCAUUUGAGGGGCCACAAAGUCCUCAAAUGUCACCAGCUAGCUCACUCACAGGUUUCAGCAGUGUUAGCUCCUUCAACAAUACUUUUAGACAAGGAGCUUGGUGCACUCCUCCACGGAUGUUUGUUGAAGAUCAGUAUGAUGUAGUUCCACCAGAGACCAGCUCAGUUAGCUCAGUAGGGAAAAAGACUAAAGAUGAUCCUAUCAAGAAAAAGAACCCAACAGCUGUUAAGAUUAGCCCCUGGACGUUGGCUCGUUUAAAUGCAGAUGAGGUUUCAAAAGCCGCCGCAGAGGCAAGAAAGAAGUCCAAAAUUCUGCAGCCUGUGUCAAGGAAAGAAGCUGGACAAAGAGGUUCUCAUGAAGUCGAAAAAGAUAGAAGCUCCGGGAAAAGUGACCGUUGGGUGCCCUCAAACCUCAGCAAUAAUCAAAGACUAGGAAGCAAUCGGAUCCGUAUUCCAGAUAUAAAAAAUAUGAGCAACACCAGGAAUGAUAGUGUGACAAACAGGAGUUUGUCAAGUUUGGUACCUUUGCAGCUUGAAGCUCGUUCUGCAUUCAGAGCCAUGGGUUCAUCUCCAGACAGUAGCUUGGACUCCCCUGAUGUUAACCCAUUCAUGGUUUCUUCAGGAGCAGAAGAGAGUGGUAACCAUACAGAUAUUCCCGUCUCUGGUGGACUUGAGAAGCAGGGAAUCAUGUCACUGACAGGAUCAAUGAGUGAUGGGUAUGAUGCCUCCGGUGGGGAAGAUAGUGAUAGGGUCCCGUCACGGUUGGUGCAAAGGUCUGGACACUCAAGUGCACGACUAUUUGAUGCUGAUCAGGAUGAUAGGAUGGCUAGAUUGAAUAUGCCUUCAUCGUCAAGAUUUAGCUACUCACAUGAAAGAAAUAGUUGAUCUAAUUUUUAUAUCUUUUAGCUUUAGUUUCUCUUUUCUUUUUUGAAGGGAGGGGAGAGUUACGUAUGAUUGUAUUUUUCUUCUACAUAGGUAGUAUGUUCUCGGUAUUUUCCAUUAUAUUUCUUAGUGUUACUUGUUUGAAAGUAAAAUCUAGAGUACCGAACCCAUGCUUUUGUAAGUUGCAUUAAAUGGAUGGUGCAAAGCUCAUAAAGAACAGGUGAUCUGAAACCAUUUGCAUCAAAAAGA